Venturia canescens is the source of this 4174-nucleotide messenger RNA. RefSeq names its product pug C-1-tetrahydrofolate synthase, cytoplasmic (gene pug). The record is from RefSeq and is a predicted model, not a curated record. Gene Ontology annotation, molecular function: methenyltetrahydrofolate cyclohydrolase activity; methylenetetrahydrofolate dehydrogenase (NADP+) activity; formate-tetrahydrofolate ligase activity. The transcript has 13 exons. Lineage: Eukaryota; Metazoa; Arthropoda; Insecta; Hymenoptera; Ichneumonidae. Gene Ontology annotation, biological process: tetrahydrofolate interconversion. Gene Ontology annotation, cellular component: cytosol. Bases 1163 to 3976 code for a protein of 937 amino acids.
UAUAAUCCAAUGGGACGAAAAUAAUCGAUGCAUAAAACGAGAGAAUAAAGAGCCUUCGAAAAAUAUUGUCAAAAUGUCUGAAAGUUUUAAGAAAUGUUGUACAGUACGAUUGGCAUAACUUCAGUGACUUAAGUGAGCAUGUAAUCAUGAAACGUGCAGAGCCACGAGGAUCUUUUUCCUUUUUCGAUAUUGAAGUGAAAGUUGUGUGACAAAAUGGUGUUUUGUGAAUAUUUUAUGGCGAAACGUAAAAGAUCUUUGGGAAAAUGCACCGAAUAGGCUGUGAGAUUAAAAAACAAAAAAAAAAUUUCAAUAUUUUUCACGUACAACAUUCAUUUUGUCAUAAACUCGUAGUCGCAUCGAUCGAGGCAAACGGCAAACGGAAAAGGCCUGCGUUUAGUGGCAAGAAUUCUUGCAAUUUUCCUUACGUAACGAGCUGAUAAAAUGUGGAGAAAUUUGAUAAAAGAGCAGGCGCGUUUAAAACGAGAAGCCAAGGUCGAUCCUCCGCGAGGGCUGUCAACGCUGAUGAAAGUGCGAAGCCACUCGCUGCCUCUUUUGCUGCGAGCUCAAUUCCGAUAAACUUGAAUCUUAUGCAAAAGUUCCGAACCACCACAGAUAACGAUACAAUAAAUAUGUUGUAAUGUUGUAACUUUUGCUGUGAAAUUAGUGAACAUGGAAAAAUUUUGAGCGUUUUCUACUUCGCUGCACCAAAUCCAAACUGGGCUACAGCUAGACCCGAAAAUUUGUGCGUCCAUAAAUGAGAGCAGCUCGAAACAAAAUGAGAUAAUUCUCUGGCACUUGGACUCGCGUUGACGUUUUAAAAAGUGAAGAAUUGCCGCCACAGGCGAUUCGAACGCGAACGGAUUUUGAGAACCGCUGUCAGCUGCGAGGGGGGACUCUGCGAGCCUUCGUGGCUUCGAUACGAAAAGUACAAUAUCGAAAGAUGAGAGGGGAACUUGCUGAGCGUGUUCUUUCAAAAGCGCUGCUCGAUCCUGGUGUUUCGUACGUGCGAACCGGCUCAAAUUAACACACGCAUGCCCACGCACACAGAAGUGUGCGCCUAUAACGCGAUAAACGUUGGGACUGAUUCGAGCCGGUCACAAACUAUACACUCGCGUGCGCUCGACUUGACGCUCGAUCAAAAGCUCGAUCAUUCGACAGGAGAAUGGCAACGAACUUGCGUGGUGUCGUACUCUCAGGAACGGACUUUGCCAAAGAAGUUCGACAAUCCUUGGCAAAAGAUGUGGCAGCAAUGAAAGAAAAAGUACGAGAUUUCGCUCCUGGUUUAGCGAUCGUUCAGGUCGGCGGUAGAGAAGAUUCCAAUGUGUACAUUCGCAUGAAGAAACAGGCAGCCGACGAGAUAGGAAUAAAAGCUUCUCACAUAAAGUUACCAAACACAACAACAGAAAUGGAGCUUUUGAGCAAGCUCAACAAACUCAACACCGACCCAGCGAUUCAUGGAAUUAUAGUUCAGAUGCCUCUGGAUACAGUCAACAAAAUCGAUUCUCAUUUGAUCACUGAUUCGGUCUCACCAGCCAAGGAUGUCGAUGGGCUCAAUACAAUCAACGAGGGAAGAGUGGCGAUUGGCGACAUGACUGGCUUUUUACCAUGUACGCCAAUAGGAUGCAUCAAGCUCAUUCAAAAAACCGGCGUCCAAAUAGCUGGAGCUCAAGCUGUUGUUUUAGGCAGAAGUAAAAUCGUCGGAACACCCAUCGCCGAAUUACUAAAAUGGCACCAUGCGACUGUCACGGUUUGCCAUUCGCGGACAAAAGACAUUCCGCGAAUCGUAUCGCAAGCUGAUAUUGUCGUUGUCGCCAUCGGUUCGCCAGAAUUCGUCCAAGGAUCAUGGAUCAAGCCUGGCGCAGUCGUUAUCGACUGUGGUAUAAACUCUAUACCUGAUGCUACGAAAAAGUCUGGCUCGCGGCUCGUUGGUGAUGUUGCUUAUAAAGACGCUGCAGAAGUAGCAUCGUACAUAACACCGGUUCCUGGUGGAGUUGGACCAGUGACUGUUGCGAUGUUGAUGAGAAACACCGUCAUCUCGGCGCAGCGGGUAGUCGAAAAAUUGUUCGAGAACAAAUGGAACCUUCGAGCUCUUCGUUUGAACGUAACUGAACCAGUUCCAAGUGACAUUGAAAUAUCGCGUGGCCAGGAGCCCAAACCCAUCAGCAUGUUGGCCGAAGAAAUUGGUCUCCUACCGAACGAGCUCAGUCCUUAUGGAGCCAAAAAGGCUAAAAUCAGUCUGAACGUUCUGAAAAGACUGAAAAAUCAAACGGAUGGUAAAUACGUCGUUGUCGUCGGCAUAACGCCAACGCCUUUCGGCGAGGGCAAAAGCACUACGACUCUUGGACUGGUGCAAGCUCUUUCCGCUCACAAGGGCAAAAAUUCCUUCGCUACCCUGAGACAACCGAGCAUGGGUCCCACGUUUGGUGUCAAAGGUGGCGCUGCUGGCGGAGGCUACUCCCAGGUAAUACCAAUGGAAGAGUUCAAUCUGCACUUGACCGGUGACAUCCACGCCGUAACUGCAGCAAACAAUCUACUCGCUGCUCAAAUAGAUGCAAGAUAUUUCCACGAAUCGACUCAAACCGACAAAGCCCUUUACGAUAGACUGGUACCUGCAAUCAAAGGAGUUAGAAAAUUUUCAAAAAUUCAACUGAAACGUCUGCAUAAACUUGGAAUCAACAAAACCGAUCCGGCGAGUCUCACCGAAGAGGAACAAUCGAAAUUCGCGAGACUCGACAUCGAUCCCGAAAGAAUAACUUGGACAAGAGUUGUCGAUUUAAAUGAUCGAUUCCUACGUAAAAUAACGAUCGGUCAGAGUCCUACGGAAAAGGGGCACCACCGGGAAUCUUCGUUCCGAAUUUCUGUUGGAUCUGAAAUCAUGGCGAUUCUCUCACUUGCCACUGACGUCGAAGACAUGAAAAAAAGACUGGGCGAGAUCGUUGUCGCAUUCAACAAGAAGGGAGAGCCUCUGACGGCCGAAGAUUUCGGCAUGACCGGAGCAAUGGCCGUGUUAUUGAAGGACGCGAUCGAACCGAAUCUCAUGCAGAGUAUCGAAGGUACUCCGGUUCUCGUGCAUACGGGACCGUUUGCGAACAUCGCCCACGGUUGUUCGUCGAUAAUUGCUGACGCAUUGGCUCUGAAGCUCGUCGGGCCGGACGGGAUCGUUGUCACUGAAGCUGGUUUCGGCUCAGACAUUGGAAUGGAAAAAUUCUUCGAUAUUAAAUGCCGAACUUCCGGUCACGUGCCGAACGCUAUUGUCCUCGUGGCGACGGUGAGAGCACUGAAGAUGCACGGUGGCGGACCAACUGUGACUCCUGGGGCACCCUUGAAGAGAGAGUACACCGAAGAACAUCUCGAUCUUGUGGAAAAAGGUUUGCCAAAUCUUCUGAAACACAUCAGCAACGGUAAUAAGUUUGGUGUGCCCGUUGUCGUCGCUAUCAACAAACACGCAUCCGAUACGCCAGCGGAGCUCGAAUUGGUAAGAGUGGCAGCUUUGAAGGGAGGUGCAACGAGCGCUGUCGUCUGUAAUCAUUGGGCAAAGGGUGGCGAGGGAGCUUGUCAUUUAGCUGACGCUGUAUUGGAGGCCAUCGAAAAACCGAACGAAUUCAAGUUCCUUUAUGAUAAUGAUCUAAGCAUCGUAGAAAAAAUCAAUGUCAUUGCCCGAGAAAUGUACGGAGCUGGCCAAGUUAUUCUCGCAGAUACGGUCAAAGAGAAAAUAGCUCAAUACAGCAAAUUAGGAUACGACAAAUAUCCACUUUGCAUGGCAAAGACUUCAAACUCGUUGACUGGCGACGCAGCUAUCAAGGGAGCUCCGACAGGUUUCCCACUCAACAUUACCGACAUUUUUGUCUCUACCGGAGCGAAAUUCGUCGUACCCAUGGUUGGAGAGAUAAUGCUGAUGCCUGGUUUAGCUACUCGACCUGCUGUAUACGAUAUGGACUGGAAUCAUGAAACCGAUGAGAUCGAGGGAUUGUUUUAGUCGGAAGAGAUUCAUCGUAAAGUUUUUUAAUGUUAAAUAUUGUUAUAAAUAUAUUUCUGUAUAAGAGGCAAGCUUCGUAAAGUGUCAACAGAGCACAUCUAUUUUCCUACAUUUUUGUUUAUUAUAACAUGUUUAAUACAAUAUGUACAGGUUACAAUAAAUCUUGUCGACAGAGAUGUCGCACUUUGUGAAAGCAAA